Molecule: messenger RNA, 2930 nt
Organism: Strongylocentrotus purpuratus (purple sea urchin)
Lineage: Eukaryota; Metazoa; Echinodermata; Echinoidea; Camarodonta; Strongylocentrotidae
Product: actin-related protein 2/3 complex subunit 3-B-like
Exons: 6
Coding region: 126-662 (178 amino acids)
Biological process (GO): Arp2/3 complex-mediated actin nucleation; regulation of actin filament polymerization
Cellular component (GO): Arp2/3 protein complex; cytoskeleton
Molecular function (GO): actin filament binding
Source: RefSeq, a predicted model, not a curated record
CGCGCGGCGCGUGCGGAAGUAAUUUGCACACACGGAAGUACCGACUCUCCCUCCCUCCAUUCCCUCGAAGAGAGACUUCAUUUCUAACUUUCCUACCGUUAAUCAUCACAGUAUUUAGUGACAAGAUGCCGGCCUAUCACUCACAGUUUACUGAUGCCCAGCUAAAGAUAGGGAACCUGGCCCUUCUGCCUCUAAGGACCAAGUUUAGAGGACCAGCGCCAACUAACAGUAGUGAUGAUAGUGACAUCAUUGAUGAAGCCCUGACCUAUUUCAAGGCAAAUGUUUUCUUCAAAAACUUUGAAAUCAAGAGUGAUGCUGACAGGGUACUGAUCUACAUCACAUUGUACAUCACAGAAUGUCUUAAGAAGAUGCAAAAGUGUGCCUCUAGGAAUGAGGCUCAGAAGGAGAUGACCUCUCUGGCCAUCGCUAAGUUCAGCAUACCAGGUGAAGCAGGCUUUCCUCUCAAUGCCAUCUACCUAAAACCAACCAAUAGGGCAGAAGAAGACCAAAUGAGGGCGUACGUACAGCAGAUUAGGCAGGAGACGGGCCAGCGCCUGGUAGACAAGGUGCUUGAUCCAGCCACGAGCAGACCUAGCAAGUUCUGGAUGUGCUUUACCAAGAGAAAAUUCAUGGACCGAAGCCUCUCUGGCCCAGGACAAUGAGCAAAAAUAGAUAUAAUAGGGCAAUUCCAAGGUAUUUUGUCCCAUGCAAUACCGACCACAUCUAAGAUUUCGGUAUCUGAUGACCAUAUCGAGCUGAUAGCCAUAUAAGAGCUUGAAUCAGACAAAACAUCAAAUAAAAUGAUGUUUAAAUGUUGAUUGAUGUUCACAAUUCCAUAUUACAAUUCUGUAAUAUUUGGUAACAUGUGGGACAUACCUUGGACUUGUUCUAAACAGCUUAUUAAUGAGAGACACGCACAGUGCACACACACAAGCACGAGAUCAACUCUAUAUUGGUGAGGAAAAAAAGUAUGUUUUGGUAACAUAUGCUAACCUUCAAAUUAUUAAAAUAAUUGAUUAAGGGGUUAUUAUGUACAAUUCUGUAGUUAUUGUGGUUACCAAUUAGUGAUACCUAAUAGUCAUACCAAGUAAUUUUGUUGUCUUUGUGACGGUAUAUAAAUAGAAAUUAGGCAUAUGAGGUUUGGAACAUAGAGCCUUCCCAUUUGACAUGCACCUAGAAUUAAGAAAAGUUAUUUACGGUAUCGGCGAGAAGUGGAGCCAAGUUUAAAUAUUUACUGUGUAAUUAAAGUGCUACUUAAAAAUUGUUACAAGCAGGAAAUGGGGAAGAACAAAUAUAUAACGAUGCAGUAGUCCUGCAUCUCGUGAUAUCAACUUUUAUGUCAGAAAUCUACAUUCCCUUUAAAUUUAGGUGUGCACUUUGUAUGUCUCUAAAAAUUAAGCUAUAUUACAUCAUUUUAUAUUGUCAUCUUCCUUCAUGUAUUAUUAUUAAAUAGACAUUUUUUAUUGCAGAAAAAUAACCAAGAUAGAUAGCUAGUUUUGUUAUUUUUUUGCGUCAUAUGGUAUUAGAAAAUUUUAUUUUCUAGAAAACAUGAUAAUCCAAUGCAAUUGACACUCAUGCAAAACUUGGGAGAUGUGGAACAGUGUCUAUUAGGACUAGUUAGAUAGUUAAAUAUAAUCAAAAUAAAUACAUGGAAAUCCCAGUACAACAAUAUGUUUUACAUGGUUCCAUAGAUUUUUCUUUUGAAAUGGUCAGUAAGCAUUACAUUUGGCAUAUAAAUUGCGGAUAUUAGAACUUAAAAGAUGAAAGAAAUCGAAGAAUGAAAUGUGUCAUAUGAAUAUUAUUUUGUCUAACUAUAAGCAUAUGUGUAUAUUAUUUGAUGAUGCAUUUGCUGGUAAUCACAAUGUAUAAUAAAAAAAAGCUUUUUUAUGAUGUGCAACAGUUCAUAUAUAUAUAUAUACACACAAAUUACUCCCCAAUAAAUCUGUAAUUACUUCCUUUUCUUGCUAUCAUUAAUAUUUCCCUAAUGUCAUUCCAGUUAUUUAUGAUUCUUUAACAAAAAUUGCAUAUGGAUCUAGGAUGUUUCUGUCUGCUCACAUUUUGUCACAAAAUUAGUUACAGUUUUCAAAACUGUAACUUAUUUUGUAAUAAACUUAUAUAGACUCAAAUAGGAAUGCUUUAACCAAGUAAUGAAAGAUUAUCUGUAUUGUAGUCAAUAUUUUCAUGAUUCAUCCAUGUUUAUUGGCGGUGUUUGACACUGUAGAGACAACACUUUGACGAAAUUUUCGUAAUUUCUUGUCGUCCAAAAGCAUUGUCAUCCAUUAGGAAGAAGGAGGCCCCUAAUUUCUUUUGGAAAUUAAAUUUAAUUAAGUAGUUGGCAUAAAAUGUGUUUCUUCAUAGUGUAGUCAAUAUUGUUACAUUCUUGAGCAAGCAGUCUCAUUAUAAUAUAGUUAAAGAUUAAUUACUUGUUUGUAUUGUUACCCGAGCCGAGGGAGAAAGUUGUUCUGAACUACUUCUUUGCACAGAGAUCUCUCCAUAUGUCAGUGAUAACUUACUUUUCAAAAUUGUAUUUAUAUUAAUCUCAAAUUGGUUUUAAUGAAAGGAGAAAUAAAGCACCAAUAAAGUAUAUGUAAAGUACACACUCCUAAAGUAGACACCUGCUUUUAUUAUCUUGACCCCUCUAUAAAAUCUUGUCGAAUUGAGGUGAAAAGUGUCCCUUUAAAGCUGUGUUUAUCGGCAUUAUAUUUAUCAUCAUAGUCGGAAUGGUAGUCAUAUCUAUUUCUAUGGAAGUAAAAGAAAUAUUGUCCUUUUCAUUAUUGCUGUAGUUAUAAGAAGAAGAAAGAAAAAAAGAAUAUAUGUAUCAUGAUUAUAAUGAUAAUGAUAAGGAUGCUGGAUAUAUAUGUCACUGCAUUGUAGAUUUUCUUAAAAUAUUGCAAAUUAAAUGUACACUAUUGUACUGAUAGCUCUGUGAA